Molecule: messenger RNA, 240 nt
Organism: Echinostoma caproni
Lineage: Eukaryota; Metazoa; Platyhelminthes; Trematoda; Plagiorchiida; Echinostomatidae
Source: the annotation of a GenBank genome assembly
AUGUUUUGUCUACAGUGGAUUUUGCCGCUGCUGUUUCUGCCCAAACCGACUAAUCCGGCUGCACAUUUGCAUCAUGUGAUCUACGUGUUGUUGUUUCUCAUCUGUUUUUUCCUCGAACGCAAGCCGUGCGGUGUUUGUGCGGUCAUCUUGUUCGCGUUCCUCGUCCUGCCCUGUUCUAGCUCGUUGGAUAAGUUGUGUUUGUUUACGAACUGUGUAAUGGGUAAUAGUCCGCUCAGUUGA